Molecule: messenger RNA, 309 nt
Organism: Cutaneotrichosporon cavernicola
Lineage: Eukaryota; Fungi; Basidiomycota; Tremellomycetes; Trichosporonales; Trichosporonaceae
Exons: 4
Coding region: 1-309 (102 amino acids)
Source: RefSeq, a predicted model, not a curated record
AUGCUCCGCCAAGCAGCUCGCCCUCUCGCUCGCGCCGCGCGUCCUGUUCAGGUCCGCUACGGGAGCACGCCGCACUACAAUCAGCCGUCGGGCUACGUUUUCUCCGAGGAGAUCGGUCCCGGCCAGAAACGUGUCCGUGAGAGCUGGGAGACCAUCUUCUACACCGGCUUCUUUGGCGGCCUCGCGCUCGCCGCUGCGAUCAUCGUGUACAAGCCCGACACCUCUAUCCAGGCAUGGGCGCUGCAGGAAGCCAAGCAGCGCAUGGAGGCGCGCGGCGAGCCUACCAAGUACACGUCGCCUUCUCAGUAA